AUGCGAGCAGCCCAGGGACGCACUUCGCAGGACAUCGCUAAUGCUCUGGCCAUGGAUCAAACCACUUGGCUGUUCGUUUCUCCAUCGGCGCCAUAUUUUGGUGGAUUACGGGGUGCCGCCGUCAACUCUACCAAGCAUCAUUUCAAAAGAGUUAAUGGAACUUCCACUCUAACUUUUGAGGAGAUCUCAAAGGUAUUGUCACAUAUGGAGGAAUGCCUUAAAUCAAGACCACUACAAGCAAUCACUGAUGAUCCAAGUGAUUUAUUUGCGCUUACACCAGGACAUUUUCUCAUUGGAGGACCACUCACAGUUGUUCCUGAACCAUCGCUUAUCCAAGAAUAUGGUCCUGCGAAUGAAAGGUGGAAAAUGUUCCAGAAAAUGCCGUUACAUGCUGUCCGAAUAGCUACUACCGAGUUAGAAAGAACGAUUCUGAAGCUCUGUCUCCUCCCUCCUGUAAAAGAAGAUCUUGAAUAG
Messenger RNA from Belonocnema kinseyi, 474 nucleotides. RefSeq lists its product as uncharacterized. The record is from RefSeq and is a predicted model, not a curated record. The transcript has a single exon. The coding region runs from base 1 to 474 and encodes 157 amino acids. Lineage: Eukaryota; Metazoa; Arthropoda; Insecta; Hymenoptera; Cynipidae.